UUUGUCUGGUGCUUUUUUCAGGCAGUCUGGGUGAGAAAGGGUCGUUGCAAAUGGAGGAAGAGGGGAUGGGAGAUGAAGGACCUUCGUCCCAGAGUGAACUUCAUCAAAGUGAAGAUCAAGAGUUGGCACAUCAAGAACCACUGCCUGAGGGCUCAUCCCCUGUAGAGAAUGUGUUUGUAGAUAAGAAAGCAGUGGACAAACUCACAGAGGGAUUACUCUCUCACUAUCUACCUGAUCUACAGAACUCUAAACGAGCCCUACAAGAGCUCACACAAAAUCAGCUGGUAUUAUUAGACACUCUGGACCAAGAAGUCACAAAGUUUCGAGAAUGUAACGGCUUACUGGACCUCAAUUCACUGUUUACAGAGGCGAAGGUUUACCACAAUAAACUGGUGAACAUAAGGAAAGAGAUGAUAAUGCUCCACGAAAAGACAACUAAACUAAAGAAAAGAUCUCUGAAGCUGCAGCAGCAGAAGCAGAAGGAGGCGCUGGAGAAGGAGCAGCAACGUGAGAAGGAGCUUGAGAGAGAGAGGCAGCUGAUCGCCAAACCUGCUAAAAGAACGUAGGACCCCCCAAGUAUGUCUGCUGUAUUAAUGGACCGUACAGGUGUUUUUGUACGUUUAUAGCCAAUUCACUAGAUAUCCACUAUAUGUUACAUUACUGCUGACCAUUUUCCAAAGUGCAUGUGAUUUCAAUGAUCAUUUCAGGCGAGAACCAGAAAGACAAGGUGAGGGAAGAGAAAUAAGAUUUCCAAACAGGGGGAGAUUUGCUUCAUGAUAAAGCAGUUGACAGUGCUAAUUGAUUUGGCAAAUGAACAGUUUAAACUUAGAUAUAGAUAAUAGACAUGACUUAAAAACGGUUUGUUGCCUAUCUGGAGAAUCCUUUUUUUCCGAGCAUGUUUUUCACAUAAGGUUUUAUUUUAAAAUCACAAUGUCCAAGUUUGCAGCAUGUUUGCAACGGAAAUCCUUUUAGUUUUAGGGUGAAUGUUCUGAAGUCAAACACACUUCAAAUAGAAAUUAAAUUAGGUGUCUGGAACAACUAAGAUUAUCUUCAAUCUUUAUUUGUUUAAAUUGUUUCCAAAAGUAUUAGAGACUGUUGUCACUUUUCUGCUUUUGUUUACAGAACAUGCCUUGUAGAUGUAGUCAUCUGGUAGCUUGAGUCCUUUUGUGUCUUCACUUGUGUGAUGACACGUGUAUCUGUUCACCUACGCUGCAGUAGGAAAGGUCUGUAUGGGAACAAAUCAUUUCAAAAUCUGUUUAAAAAUCUCUCAAACUGUAAUACGCUUUGGAAAAUGGUUGGCUUAAUGGAGAAUGUGGGAUCUUCAGUUAAUGGAAUAAAACUUGCAAAAACUCUUUUAUGACCCUUAAAUCUGCCAUUGCCAAGAUCACCACAAACCAAAGACAUGGACUAAAUCAUCAAAUGCUGGUUACAUCCCACUAUCAACCUGUGAUGACAAACUCUAGCCCUUCCUUGACAGCAGAAGGAAAUCCUCAAAGACACUUUUACAGUCGUCAGACAAUGACCCGAAGGAGAACUGGGUGCUGUAUUUUCUUUAACAUUAAGUGUUAAUAUAUGUUGUUGCUGCCCUGUUAGUGUUGAAUGCUAUAGAGCAGGAAUGUUGUUUAAGCUUAACUGACCGUUUGUCUGGGGUUCGGAUACAUUCAGAAUGGAUUACAGUAAGUGACAAACUUGACCCCCACCAAACACAGCAUUUAAAUAUUUGUUGAAGAAAUAUUUUAAGAGGCCUCUAUGCACUACUUACACCUGAACCCCCCUGUGCUGUUUGUACUGUUAAUAAUAAAAGCAAAGCAAACUGGUUU
Molecule: messenger RNA, 1820 nt
Organism: Labrus mixtus (cuckoo wrasse)
Lineage: Eukaryota; Metazoa; Chordata; Actinopteri; Labriformes; Labridae
Gene: bloc1s6
Product: biogenesis of lysosomal organelles complex-1, subunit 6, pallidin
Exons: 5
Coding region: 51-566 (171 amino acids)
Biological process (GO): intracellular transport
Cellular component (GO): extrinsic component of membrane; BLOC-1 complex; transport vesicle
Source: RefSeq, a predicted model, not a curated record